This is a messenger RNA of Echinostoma caproni, 660 nucleotides long. NCBI's taxonomy places the organism in Eukaryota, Metazoa, Platyhelminthes, Trematoda, Plagiorchiida, Echinostomatidae. The record is from the annotation of a GenBank genome assembly.
GCACUCUAUGACGCUGCUUGCCCAUCCGGAGUUGGAUUUGUGAACCUCGGGACCGCAUGCAUUCUCAGCUACUAUCGAACGGUAAAUUAUUGCACCGCGCACCAGAUUUGCGAGGCCGCGUCAUUCACCACUGGUUAUCGCCUCUAUGUGGUCGGUCGUCAAGUGAGCCAAGUUGCGACAAGUUACGCUAGUAUGACAAUCAAACCGACUAGUAUUACUGCACUACUGUACCGAUCUGGUGCCGGACGAGCCAAUUGGUCCGUGGGCGAUCCGGGUUAUGCGACAUUUCUGACCAGUGUGACUGAUACGUCUAUUCCAUGGCUCAGUGGCCAGUUGACCAAUAUUCAAGAACGCGUUGGCAUGCUGAAUUAUUCCAGUCUGUACGAUGCUACGCAGAAUGCGUUGAACACGUACGUGGUGGUGUGUCAAUUGUCCACUGUGUCACAGGACAAUUCGUUAGAACUGUUCGGCAAAGAUUUACCAACCGUGAUGGCCUCGCUGUUCUUACCGGACACAGUGAAUUUCGGUUGCUUUGACUCGACCACUGCAAUCAGUCUCCAGUCGUGUGCGUAUAAGAGAUUGUUGGCUUGCUCUGUACGUGGAUUCUCUGCUCCCCAACUCGUUGUCCGUUUCGGCUGGCACGUGGGUCAGAUAUCUUAG